Bactrocera dorsalis (oriental fruit fly) is the source of this 918-nucleotide messenger RNA. Its product is annotated as probable serine/threonine-protein kinase DDB_G0280133. The coding region runs from base 1 to 918 and encodes 305 amino acids. The record is from RefSeq and is a predicted model, not a curated record. The transcript has 2 exons. Lineage: Eukaryota; Metazoa; Arthropoda; Insecta; Diptera; Tephritidae.
AUGAUUCACCGGGAUCAGAGUGAGGAUAUAGCUCAGAUAUCUGACAGCACAGACACUACUGAGAUUUCUACUAAAUCUCAUGUGGCCUCUAUUAAGGCCAAUGUUUUAAAUGGUACAGCCAUGGUGACCAUAUGUCACAACGAGAGCACCUUCACUAAACAACAUCAGCAGCACCAGCUACAACAGGAUCAAACUAACGAUGAUGGCGAAACAAAUGAUGCGCCCGGCUCAUCGAAUCACACCGACACGCAUUGUGGCGUCGGUGGGUCGACACUGCCUGCAGCAGGGCUAUCUCUGUCAGCAACAUCCGUAGGCAGCACACCGUCGAGCAGCGCUGAAGCGACAAAUACCAACAAUUUCAAUUAUUACACGAGCGCCGCUGAAACGGUGGUAGCAACGGCUGCCACAGCUGCAACGCAGCGACAUGCUGUCGCAGCAACGGCACUACUACAACCCCCAUCACAAACGUGGCUGCCAUCAUCAGCUGUGGCGGCCUCAUCAGCAACAGCGCACUAUCCACCACCACACCAGCAACAUUAUGCCACGAGCAACGCAGUGGCGCCAUUGUCGGAUGCCUUUCACCACCAGCAGAUGCAACUACAGCUACAACAACAAUACGAGCAGCGCUAUCAACUGCAAAUAGCCUAUUUUCACCAGCAACAGCAGGCGCCGCCGUCGCAAUCGCAGCAAGAAGACCAAUCAGCAACGUAUGUAACGUCACAACAGCCGUCUACACAAUACCAACAUGCGGCGGCCACAACAACAACAGUAAAUCAACAAGCAGCACGCAGCAACAGACAAGCAACGCAGUCGACAGCCACACACCACACAACGACCACAUCACAAACAGCAACAACAACACAGCAGCAGCAACCUGCAGCAAUGGCGCACGCGUUGACACACGCCACACAGCAAUAA